Molecule: messenger RNA, 855 nt
Organism: Clonostachys rhizophaga
Lineage: Eukaryota; Fungi; Ascomycota; Sordariomycetes; Hypocreales; Bionectriaceae
Source: the annotation of a GenBank genome assembly
AUGACCGAGGUCUCGGCUACCCGCCUCUACUUGGGCAACCUCCCUCGCACAGCUACCAAGGCCGAUAUCGAGGCCCACUUUGCGACCCAUGGCACCGGUGAGAUCACGGAGGUGAAGCUGAUGAACGGCUUUGGCUUCAUCGAGUACAAGGAUCCCAUGGAUGCCCGCGAUGUCGUUCCCGGGGAUCUUGUGGAUAACGUGGACUUCCUUUGGCUCCUUCUUUGUAACCUCUCCCUGGACAUGGACUUACUUGGAUACUGGACACAGGAUCUCAAAGAUUUUGCUCGCCAGUCGAGCCUUGACGUGGUGUAUUCCGAAACAGGACGCGAUUCUAAUGGACGAGGAUUUGUCGAGUUUGAAUCUGCCGCGGACCUAAGGACCGCCGUGGAAAAAUUGGAUGGCCGUGAAUUCAAAGGCAGCCGUGUCCAGUGCGUUGCUGAUACUCAGCCGGACAUUCCUGCAUCUCGUGGUAGGUCCCGAUCUCCCGGGCCUGGACGUCGCCCGUACCCUCCUCCAACGGAUGACUAUGACCGGCGCCAGCCUCCCCGAGGCUACAGUCCUCGCCGCGAUGCGCCUUAUGGAUACCGUGAUCGCAGCCCUCGACGUGAUUACUACGACGACCGUGGACCACGCGGCUACCGUUCCCCUCCACGACGACCAGAAGGGGGGGACUACCCCCCUCGUGGACGAUACGAUGAUCCCUACAGGAGGGAUUAUGCGCCGCCCCCGGACCCCUAUACCAACGGUCGGCCCUAUGAGCGGGCCCCAAGAGACUAUCCUCCACCAAGGGAUGCUCCAUAUCCUCGUGAAGGUUAUCCGCCUCGCGAGUAUGAGCGUGGAGGGCGCUACUGGUAA